AUGAAGGAGAAGAUUGAGAAAGUGACCAGAGAGAUAUCCUCUCUCUCAGACACAAUCAGAGCCAUAGAAGACAGCAUGGGCACAAAAGACAUUCGUUUUCUGAAGGAUCCAGAGAUGCUUUCAGGAGCACUGAUCAAUGUGGCAAAGCACCUGGGCAACCUGAAGUUCAGAGUCUGGGAGAAAAUGGAGGACAUUGCUCAAUACACUCCUGUGAUUCUGGACCCCAGCACUGCUCACCCAGUGCUCAUCCUGUCUGAGGAUCUGACCAGUGUGAGAUACGGCGAUGAAAAGCAACAGGUUCCUGAUAAUCCAGAGAGAUUUGAUACCUAUGUAUGUGUGCUGGGUUCUGAGGGUUUUAACUCAGGGACACACUGCUGGGAUGUUGAUGUUGGGGACAGCACAAACUGGGUCCUGGGUGUAGCAACAGAGUCAAACCAGAGGAAGGGAAAAAGCCUGUAUGAAGGACUCUGGGGUGUGGGGUAUUGUGAUGGAAAAUACUGGUCACGCUCCCCAGAAAUACAGAAAUGGACAACAGUCACGGUGAAAGGAAAAAUCUCCAACGUGAUCAGAGUGGAACUGGACUGGGAUGAUGGAACCGUGUCAUUGUCUGAUCCACUUAAUAACACACUCAUACACACCUUCACACACACCUUUACCGAGAGAAUGUAUCCCCUUUUGUACAAUCAAUGUAAUCUCUUUCCUCUGAGGAUUUUACCAGUAAAGUGUCGCGUAACAGUGGGAGAGCGCGGUUAG
Chanos chanos (milkfish) is the source of this 753-nucleotide messenger RNA. RefSeq names its product nuclear factor 7, ovary-like. NCBI's taxonomy places the organism in Eukaryota, Metazoa, Chordata, Actinopteri, Gonorynchiformes, Chanidae. Bases 1 to 753 code for a protein of 250 amino acids. The transcript is spliced from 3 exons. The record is from RefSeq and is a predicted model, not a curated record. Gene Ontology annotation, molecular function: protein binding.